Echinops telfairi (small Madagascar hedgehog) is the source of this 627-nucleotide messenger RNA. It is a transcript of the gene TEX52, whose product is annotated as testis expressed 52. The transcript has 2 exons. Lineage: Eukaryota; Metazoa; Chordata; Mammalia; Afrosoricida; Tenrecidae. The record is from RefSeq and is a predicted model, not a curated record. The coding region runs from base 1 to 627 and encodes 208 amino acids.
AUGGCCACUAACCCACAAAGAGCUCCCAGAGGGCAGUGCGACCCAUCCUGGGUCAGAGAACCUUUCCUGCAGAUGAUCAGCACCAAUGACUCCCCCCCAGUCUCCCAAACGUGGGCUCAGCGUGAAUUCCUGCUCCCCGGCCGGCCCUGGGAGUUGCCUGGCUUCACUCGGCAAGCCUACCACCAGCUGGCCCUGAAGCAACCGCCCUGCACCGACAGCAAAUUGCAGGUCCUUCGCCGCCAGAUCUACCCCGCGGAGGAAGCCACCCAGCACUCCUGGGGCUUCCACACGUGGCUUGACGUGGGGCGCCUGCCCGCCGCCGUGCCCAUCCGGCCGGACGUGCCCUACGACAGCAAUGUCUGGCGCUGGCUGACCAACGCUGGAGCCCCCCGCCCGCACCCAGCAGGGCCCCUCAUCCCCCCGCCCUCCAGGUUGGGCAAGAACAACUUCCUGACCUUCCUCGGCUGCAGCCCCAUCUUCGAGGACGCCAAGAGGAGGACCCAGGUGAUCCGCAGCACGGUGAAGGGGCUGAGAGAGGCGGAGAAACUCAAGCUGCGGAGCGAGGCCAGGGCACCUCCGCUGGACGCCCGUGGCAACAUCCUGCCCCCAAAGAACUUCAAGAAGUAA